Molecule: messenger RNA, 5962 nt
Organism: Podarcis muralis (Common wall lizard)
Lineage: Eukaryota; Metazoa; Chordata; Lepidosauria; Squamata; Lacertidae
Gene: GLYR1
Product: glyoxylate reductase 1 homolog
Biological process (GO): transcription elongation-coupled chromatin remodeling
Cellular component (GO): chromatin
Molecular function (GO): NADP binding; DNA binding; NAD binding
Source: RefSeq, a predicted model, not a curated record
UCCAAAGUCGCCUCACGGCACCUCUCCGCCUUGCCUCCGGCUACCUCAAACCGUUGCCGAGGCCUCAGCACUUAACCCUUCUCGCAAGCGCCGCCGCCGCUGCUGCAACUGCCGCCGCCGCCGGAUCCAAUUCCUCGCUCCCUCAAGUCACGUGCAAGGGGAGAGGGCGGAGAGAACGAAAAACAACAAGCCAGGGUUGGAGGGAAACCCCCGAGGCCCGCGUCACCUGACCCCAACGGAACGCGCUCGCGCUCUUCGCUUUUUGACAAGCAGAGCAGAAGAGGGGGGCGGGGGAGAGGUCACGCGCGGAGCUCUCCCGCGUCACAUGCAAAGGGCCGGCCUAUCAGAGAGCGCGCUGAUCUUACAGGGCAUCGCUUCCCAUCCAUCUCUCCUCUUCCCCUCCCGUCGGUCUUUGUACUGCUGCUGCUGUUGAGGAAAGGAGGGAGGGGGCGGCGACAGAGUGCGUGCUGCGCGCGCGCCAGCCAGUGUCCCGGUAGGCUCUGCGGCAGAGUGGGGGGGAGAGAGAGAGAGAGAGCGAGAGAGAGAAGGAAGGAAGAGGAAUAGCAGUAGGGAUCGUCGUCGCUGCCAAUUCUGGCUGCUGAGGGGCGGAAGGAGGGGGAGCCUGAGGAGGGGUGUGGCGGCGUCGGCUGUGGAGGAGGAGGUGGUAGCGGCGGCAGCAACAGCGACGGUGCCGGCCGGGUCAGGAAAAUGGCUGCGGCUGCGGCGGCUGUUCCUGUGAACCUGCGGCUCGGAGACCUGGUGUGGGGGAAGCUGGGCCGAUAUCCUCCUUGGCCAGGAAAGAUUGUUAACCCGCCUAAGGACCUGAAGAAGCCUCGUGGGAAGAAGUGCUUCUUUGUGAAGUUUUUUGGAACUGAAGAUCAUCUUCCCGUGCUUGAGGAGCUGGAGCCCAAACUGCAUCAACCACGUACAAGAGAGAGUGCUUGGAUUAAAGUGGAGCAGCUGAAGCCUUAUCAUGCCCACAAAGAGGAAAUGAUCAAAAUUAACAAAGGCAAGAGGUUCCAGCAAGCUGUGGAUGCUGUGGAAGAAUUCCUCAAAAAAGGCAAAGGCAAGGACCAGGCUUCUCAUAACUCCACCGAAGAGAAGAAUCGGCGGAAUUCGAGUGAAGAGAGGGGCAAGCAGUCAGUGGGAGAAGAGAAACACAAAGCCAAUUUGUCUGAAGGGAAGCCGAAGAAGAGGGUGUCUUCUGUUUCUUCAGAGCGAGGCUCAAAAUCCCCUCUGAAGAGAACAUAUGAGCAAAGCCCCCGGAAGCGAGGGCGCCCCCCUAAAGAUGAGAAGGAUCUGACAAUCCCUGAAUCGAGCACAGUGAAGAGAAUGAUGACUGGCACCAUGGCUGGCUUUAAAUGGCCACCGAGUGUAAGCGAGCCUGUGAAAGAUGGCGACCCUCAUUUCCAUCACUUCCUGCUUAGCCAGACAGAGAAGCCGGCUGUUUGCUACCAAGCCAUCACAAAGAAGCUGAAGGUGUGUGAAGAGGAAACAGGGUCCACGUCUAUCCAGGCAGCCGACAGCACGGCUAUCAAUGGCAGCAUCACUCCCACAGACAAGAAGAUAGGUUUCCUUGGCCUUGGCCUGAUGGGGAGUGGCAUCGUGUCCAACUUACUAAAAAUGGGUCACACUGUCACGGUCUGGAACCGGACUGCUGAAAAGUGUGAUUUGUUCAUCCAGGAGGGGGCAAGGUUGGGAAGAACCCCCGCUGAAGUGGUCUCCACCUGUGACAUCACUUUCGCCUGCGUAUCUGAUCCAAAGGCAGCCAAGGAUCUGGUGCUUGGUCCUAGUGGAGUACUCCAGGGUAUACGUCCAGGAAAGUGCUACGUGGACAUGUCCACCGUGGAUGCAGACACUGUUACAGAACUGGCUCAGGUGAUCGUAUCCAGGGGUGGUCGCUUCCUGGAGGCACCAGUUUCAGGGAACCAACAACUCUCUAAUGAUGGCAUGCUGGUGAUACUAGCCGCCGGUGACAGGGGCUUAUAUGAAGACUGCAGUAGUUGUUUCCAAGCAAUGGGGAAAACCUCUUUUUUUCUAGGGGAAGUGGGCAACGCUGCCAAGAUGAUGCUCAUUGUGAACAUGGUCCAAGGAAGCUUCAUGGCCACAAUAGCAGAAGGACUAACUCUGGCUCAAGUGACUGGUCAGUCGCAGCAGACUCUUCUGGAUAUCCUCAACCAGGGACAGCUCGCCAGCAUCUUCUUGGACCAGAAGUGCCAAAACAUCCUGCAAGGAAAUUUUAAACCAGAUUUCUACCUGAAAUACAUCCAGAAGGAUCUCAGAUUAGCCAUUGCACUAGGCGAUUCUGUUAACCACCCAACUCCCAUGGCAGCUGCAGCCAAUGAGGUCUACAAACGAGCAAAAGCAUUGGACCAAUCUGACAAUGACAUGUCUGCUGUGUACAGGGCCUACAUCCACUAGGCUACCCCAUUCUUGUUAAUACCAUGAUUAUUAAUUAUGAUGAUGAUGAUGAAUACUGGGUUUUAACUCUGGACCAGUCCAUCUCUGUCUCUCUGUCUCUCUCUCCUUUUCUUCCCCCCACCUCUCCUCAAUUGUUUUUCCUUUUUUAAAAUACAAAAACUCUCCUGGGAUCUGCCACAAGGGCAGAUUCUACAGCAAGCCUUCCUGUGCCAGCAGCAGCAAGAGUAGGAGGGAAAGGGCUUGGAUCAUUGCCUUCUUGACAACAAAUUAUACCACAUUCUCAGAGUCACAGAAUGGAAUUGGCUGCAGGUCGUCUCAGAAACCCCUGAGGUGACUCUUGCCAGGAAGUCUGCUGCUUGGCUUCUUCUGGUGUUCACUUUUGUACCAGUGUCCUCAAGAGGUUGUUUGUUUGUUUUUAACUGCUGUUUCACUUAUUUGCUGUGGGUAAUGUGUUCAUUGUCCUCUCUUAUGCACUAGGGACAAUUGAAAGAAGGCUGUCUCACCUGCCUGUGAACCUGGGUGGCUCAAUCUCAGGCCCUCUAGAUGCUGAUGCACUACAGCUUCCACAAGCAAGAUCAGUGGCCCAGUCAUGACGGGAGUUGUCGUUCAGCAACAUCUGGAGGGCCAGAGAUUUCCCACACCUGGUCUAGACCCUGGGAACCUGGCUCCACUUUUUUUUCCUAGGAGGGAAGCAGUCACAAUCAAGAAGACGACAGGGCUAAAAUUAGCAUUGUAGUUUCGGAUAUUCCCCACCUCAGUAUCUCAGUGGAAUUAGUUACGAGAACCAAAACAGGCUCCAUCCAUGGCCCUUCCCAUUCAGACAGCUUAGUUUUUAGUGUACACAGGAUCCAGCAUAUGCCUGUGGCACUUGGAUAUGCCAAAUGCAUUUAGAACAGCCUUUGGUUUUCCAAGCAUUGUUCAACUCCAAAUCCAAGGCAGUCUUGGAACAAAGGGAUUUUUGUCCCCCCAGCAUCUGGAGGGCACAGAUUCCCCAUUGUUGAUUUUAAAAAGACUCCAGUUCCCAAAAGGUUAAUCCAGUCUUGAAUAUUGCUGUAAAACCCCAUUGCUUAUUAUAAUUCAGAAAAUGAACUGGUAUGUGUUUUAAUGAGCAAAGGUAGAAACUUUGGUGUCUUUCUUUGGUUUUAUGUCAUGAGAACAUGCACAGUGUGCACGCACCCGAUCUUCUGUGGCUGUUAGUGUUGGCAAAGAUUAUUAGGAUUCUUUUCAUGUUGCCAGAGAGCCAAAGGGCAAGGUAAUAGAAAGUGGCUUCAGAAAGACCCAAAAUCUAAACCCAGAAUCUUGACUUCCAUGUUUCCCUUUCUGUAAAAGUGGAGGAGAUAUGCCUAUUCGUUGGCAAGAACUUUAAUACAGCCUAAUAAACUCUGCUUGCAUGAAUGGCGGUGACAACAGGCUUUGAAUUGAUAUGCUGUCAUCUGUUGGUGAAGUUGUGAGCACUCCAGCAGAUUGACCAAGUACCCAUACUUUGGAAAUAACCUAGUAAAGGGAAGUGGGGAAUGGCUCCUGCUGUUGAGGCCAUUUACCAUGCUGGGUCUCACUGGAAGUCAAGUAGGGUCCCAGAGAAUUCAAAUAAAUCUAUGAAUCAACCAGAGCUGCCGUUGAGGGAGGGUGAGCUUUUGAGGCCAACAGAACUUGACCAUAUGAUUCCAUGUAAAAAAUAGCUGGUGUCAAAUGAACAGUCCUGAGUUCUCUCUGGCAGCUCCUGAGCUUUCAAAAUGGAAUGCAAGGAUAUACAAAGUAGGUGCUGUACAAAUGCCCCCAUGUCUUAAGUACAUCAACUGAGUGUUAGUCUUGGAAGAGAAUCCCCUGUUCACACUUGGAAAGCAGCAGGAUGGACACCCCUUGCUGUUCACACAUCAGAUUUCACAUUUUCCAUGGGUGUCCUGCAGCUGUAGAGCCCUAAUAUGCACAGACCCAACCUGCACAGUAAUCCGUACUUCCAUUUUGUAGUGAAUAUACCACAUGGACCAGGACGUUACCUUGAUCAGGACCUUCACAUUUGUAGAUCCAGUACAAAAACGAAAGCCACACUCCUCUGGUUGCUUGUUACUUCUGUGGUAUUUUAGCAGUCGGCCUGGGAAAGGAAACAGAACCAGUUAAGUGUUCCUCUGGAGCAGCCUUCCUCAAACUGAUGCCUUCCUGGUGUUUUGCACUACAGCUCCCAUCAGCUCCAGGCAUCGUGAUUAGUCAAAAUCUUCUGGCGAGUACCAGGUUGAGGAAGCAUGCUCUCCCUAGGGUCUUCCAUUCCUGCUUGUGUGAUCUCUGGACAUAGAUAGCCAUCAGAGACUGCUACUCUGCCCUGUGCUGAAAUUUUAUCUUGCUGAGCGGUGGAAAUGAGCACACAACAGUUGUGAGUUUAUGGAUUCCCUGUUGGAUCCUGCUAGGACAGCUUAGCAUCUUGCAGAAAGAGCAGUUUAAUUUUGGAGGGCAUACUUUGCAGUCUUCACAUAGGCUGAUUUGUAAAUGAUAGAAGUAGUUGCUAAGGAUCCUAAGGUACUAUCCCAAAGAGGUCCAGGGUGGGGGGGGGCUAUUUCUUAAUCUUGUGAUAAAGGCUGUCUUCAGAAAACUUUAAAAGGUGUAAACAGAAACCAGAAACAGCAGACUUCAGUACACUUUAUUUUGCCUUGGAGCGAAAAAUCCAAACUAGGCUGGGUGUGGGACUAACAGAACUGUAACUCCUUGUAUUGAAGGCCUAUCUUGUGGCUUCUUUGGCAAGGAGAAUAAAGAUCUGCUAGCGGGUGUGGUUCUUCCUGCAGGACUCUACAGUUACUGAUAAACCAAGAACAGCCGAGAACACUCUCAGAUAGAAGCCAAGGGUGGGCCGAGCACUCUGCAGUCUCAAAUGCCACUUCAGAAGAAUAGCCGCCUUCAUUUCUUGCAGCAAAAUGGGAGCGAGUUGUGGUGCCUUAAAGCUUUUAUUGUGGCAUAAACUUUCACGGGUCAGAAGUGUGCUAUGGCCCACAGGUUUUAUGCCACAAUAUAUUUGUGGUGGUUUUUUUAAGGGGCCGCAAGACUCGCUGUUUCAUUCUAUUCAGUUUCUCACCUUCAGGAGCCAAUUUCUCCAAAAUCCUUUUUUUGUGGGUCCCUUCAGAUUCCAGCUGUUGAUGUUGCAGGAGGGGAAGCUUGGAUUACAAGACUGUUUGAUUGAACUGGCUUGGUCAUUGUUGUCUUAAUAUUGUUGACAAUACUGUAAAGUUACUUUUUAAUGGGGAUUUCUGUUUUAGCAAUUGCUUUUUAUUUUGGAUCCUUCCUUUUUAAAGAGAAAAAAAAAUGUGACACUUGUGGAAAGCUUGUAAGAAAAAGCAGUUUUCUUUUAAUUCCCUCUCCUUCAAUGACCGAUCUAUAGUUAAUUAAGGUUGUGAAUUUUUUUUUAAUUUUUUGCCUUGUUUUUAAUUAACGUUUGUCAUUCAGAAUAGGAUGUGUGGUGAUGAUUAAAUGGCAAAAACAGAAGAAAUGAUUUUUUUUCUUGUGCAAUUAACAAAGCUACUGGCAAAAGGAAAUAAAACCUUUCUUGGUAACACAA